AUGAACGUUCAAGACAUUUACACCGAAGUUGGCAAGCGGUACUCAGCCGCUGCAGGAGGAGUAGAAGUUCGAUAUGCCGAUUCUGUGGCGAAAGCAUUUGGGUAUACAAAGGAGGAAUUGGCAGAUAUUCCUCAGGAUGCCAACUUGGGCCUCUCUUGUGGCAAUCCUCUCGCGAUCGCGACUCUGCGUGAAGGAGAAACCGUGAUUGAUCUUGGAAGCGGUGCUGGUUUUGAUGUCUUCCUCGCCGCGCGAAAAGUAGGGGAAAGCGGCAGGGUUAUUGGCGUGGACAUGAACGAGGAUAUGCUUAAAAAGGCAGAGGCACUAAAGGCUUCAUGGGGCCAGAAAAAUGUUGAGUUCGUCCGGUCUCAGAUCACGCGCAUUGCUCUCGAAGACGGCAUCGCGGAUUGCAUCAUCUCCAAUUGCGUCGUCAAUCUUGUCCCCGAAGAGGAGAAGCAGCUCGCUUUUAAUGAGAUGUUUCGUCUCUUGAAAACGGGUGGACGGGUUGCCAUUUCGGACAUUCUUGCCAAGGGCCCGCUGCCAGAUACUAUCAAGAAGAGCAUGGCUUUGUACGUCGGCUGCAUUGCCGGAGCAAGCGAGGUGGGGAUGUACGAGAAGUACCUGAAAGAAGCCGGCUUCAAUGGCAUCGUCAUACAGGAUUCGGGAAACGAUUUGAAUGUCUAUCAUAAUGAGACAUCCGAUAACUGCUCCAACAGUCUCCCCGCUUGCAACUCUGAUUCUGCGGAACAGGACAGAGGUUGCUGCACAGAUACCGGUUGCAGGCCGACCGAAAGUGACGCGGUCAAUGUUCGAGACAUUGACUUCAAUGAAUGGACUGCUUCGUACAAGAUAUUCGCCAUCAAAGAUUGA
This is a messenger RNA of Trichoderma breve, 867 nucleotides long. RefSeq names its product methyltransferase domain-containing protein. The record is from RefSeq and is a predicted model, not a curated record. Gene Ontology annotation, molecular function: methyltransferase activity. Bases 1 to 867 code for a protein of 288 amino acids. The transcript has 5 exons. NCBI's taxonomy places the organism in Eukaryota, Fungi, Ascomycota, Sordariomycetes, Hypocreales, Hypocreaceae.